Molecule: messenger RNA, 835 nt
Organism: Olea europaea var. sylvestris
Lineage: Eukaryota; Viridiplantae; Streptophyta; Magnoliopsida; Lamiales; Oleaceae
Product: 40S ribosomal protein S20-2-like
Exons: 4
Coding region: 151-519 (122 amino acids)
Biological process (GO): translation
Cellular component (GO): cytosolic small ribosomal subunit; ribosome
Molecular function (GO): structural constituent of ribosome; RNA binding
Source: RefSeq, a predicted model, not a curated record
UAGACCUAUAAACUCAGCAAACAGAUCGGUUGCUUUACUUUUUCGAAGUCGUCGCCCAGCUCCGACGCCACACCGCACCUUUCUCAGCCGCCGUAGCGUAAAACAGUAUUUAUCCCCGCCCGUACUGCAGAAGAAAAGAAAAGGUAAAUAAUGGCGUACGCAGCAGUGAAGCCGACGAAACCUGGAUUGGAGGAGCCACAGGAAACGAUUCACAAGAUCCGUAUCACUCUUUCCUCCAAAAAUGUUAAGAAUCUCGAGAAAGUGUGUGCUGAUUUGGUACGUGGUGCCAAGGACAAGAGGCUUAGGGUCAAGGGACCAGUGAGAAUGCCUACCAAGGUUCUUCACAUUACUACUCGAAAGUCUCCUUGUGGUGAAGGUACCAACACAUGGGAUAGAUUUGAACUCCGAGUUCACAAGCGAGUGAUUGACCUGUUCAGCUCCCCUGAUGUGGUUAAGCAGAUUACUUCUAUUACUAUUGAACCAGGUGUCGAGGUUGAGGUUACCAUUGCCGAUUCUUAGAUUUCCUUACUUCUUAUCCGCAUUUCCAUCUUUUGUUCACAUAUUGUUAUGAGCCCUGGGUGAAACUUGGAAAUUGCUUUUCAAUGUCUCCAGCUAAUGGGCUCUAAGUCUUGUAGCAAAGUUGUCGUAGGAGUUUUGCUAUUUAAGUGCUGUUGAGUUAAAAGACUGAUUCGAGGAAAGGAUAGCUUGGUUUAUUUUUUCAUAUACCUUUUAACAUACUCGAAUGCACUUCUUAUGAGAUCCAGUCAUUGCAUUGUGUACUAAACAUGCAUGUCAUGUAUACUUCUGUUUGAUUUGAUUUGGUUUGGUUUGGACA